CUCAUUGUAGUGUCAAAAUGUUUGUCUAUCUCGUACUGUUAGUUCUUUCUUUAAGUACACUACCUACUGCUCUCACGAGCGAAGCAGAGUGUCUGUGUGAGUGGGAAGGUGUAAACUACGAGCCUGGAGAACAAAUUCAUAUUCCAGGAGAAUGUGUGGGAGCAUUCUGUGAAGAAGAUGGCAGCGUAUCACAGAUGGCAUGUGGCCUAUUUGAAGUUCCAUACGGAUAUUAUGUUAUUGAAGAAGACACAAGCAAGCCAUAUCCAGAAUGCUGUACCAGGGCGAUUCCUAGAGAAGACAUAUGCGAAGUGGAUGGACAAAUUUACUUUGUAGGAGAUGUGUUUCUGAUUGAAGGGGAAUGCGCACGAUAUACAUGUGAAUGUAACAACACGAUCUCGAUCGUUGAAGAAUGUCCAUCAUAUGACUUGCCGGCCAGUUGGAUAGUAUCACCUGUCGACUACAAUAGCACCUUCCCCUGCUGCUGUGGCUACCCCAUCCCUAACCCAGGUGGCUUCUGCGAGCUGGAUGGCAACUACUAUUUGCCGAACCAGAAGUUUCAGCAGCAAGGGACGUGUGCUGAGAUAACUUGUAUGUGUGAUGGUUCACUGGUGUCAGUAGGGUGCCCUUCAAUUUAUGUAAAUGAAUCUGCUGGCUACGCCCUAACUGAAGAGGACCCCUGUAAGCCUUGGCCCUACUGCUGUCCUAAGGCUAUAUUCUUGGGCUGCAGUGUUGGUAAAAAUAAAUAUCUGCCGGGAGAAUGUUGGCAGCCUGAAGGUGAAUGUGUAGCAUAUACUUGCACAGAACAUUAUAACAUCAGUGAAACCGGGUGUCCCGUGUAUGAAUUACCAGCGAACGGAUCUUUGACUCCGGUCGAUCCCUCGAAGCCUUUCCCGGACUGCUGCGGCGUUCCUGUAACUCCUGCGCCCGAAGCUUGCAAGUGUGAAGUGGACGGUUACUCCUACUGUGCUGGUCAGACCUUCCCGAUCUCGGGCCAAUGUGCUCAAGGAACAUGUAACGACGACUGCAGCUACUCGGUCUUAGGUUGUCCCCUCAUAUUCGUGAACCAGUCCGGCUACCAUUUGACCGAUGAAGACCUCAGCUUGCCUUAUCCUCAUUGCUGCCCUCAAGUCAUAUUCGAUGGAUGCACAUGCAAUGAUGUCGUGUAUAACACGGGCGAGACCUGGCAGGUGCAUGGGGAGUGCGUGGAGUACACCUGCUUAUCGAAUUAUACCAUCUGUAAAACUGAAUGUCCCUGUUACGAAGGAGAGACAUUAACACCUGUGGAUCUUUCCCUCCCUUUCCCACACUGCUGCGGCAAGCCAAUAGACACCAUUACAACUACAACUGAAGAACCUGUGGAAGAGGUAUGCUGUUAUGACGGAGAUGACAGUUAUUACCCUGGUGAUACUUGGAAAUAUAAAGGCAAGUGUGUCAGGGCCAGCUGUACAGACGAAGGAACCAUCAACCAAUUAGAAUGCCCCCGUAUACUACUACCUCUACCAGAUGGCUGCAAAGUGGUAACCGACUCUUCAAAACCGUUCCCCGGGUGUUGCCCAAAAACCGAAUGUCCCCCUACUGAGGAGCCACCAACGGUAUGCACUUGUACGAUUGGAAACCUGACCAUCAUGGAGGGAAAAUCAGCACGUCCUCCUGGCUUGUGCAUGCUGGCUAUCUGUAAAAGUAAUGGCAACUUAGAACUGCUUGACUGUCCCAUGGCUUGGCUUCCUCCUUCAAUGACCUACGGAGAACCGGAUCUUAGCAGGCCUUUCCCGGACUGCUGCCCUAAAGUGGAACACGUCCUGCCACCCAAAUAUGAACCCGUUGGAACUACAAUUUCUCCAAUGUGCUUCCACGAAGGCAAGCAGUACUGUGCGGGGGAUCAAGUUGAAGUAGACGGUCAUUGUGGAUAUUACGAGUGCGAAGGGAACAACGAGUGGGUAGAAAUCAAAUGUCAUGAGGUGUCCGUCCCCGAUGGAUGGACUCUUAGUCCCGAAGAUCUCAGUGAAUCAUUCCCUCGUUGCUGUCCAAAGGCAGUUCCAAUGCGUCAUGAAAACAGUUGGUGGAGAGGGUGUGAUUGGUGGAAGAAAAAUGGAUACGGGGAUAGUGAAGAAUCAAGUGAAGAAGAUCAUAGCGGUCAUGAUGACGAUGAUGACGACGACGAUGAUGAUGACGACGAUAGUGAUGACGAUGAUGACGAUAGUGAUGAAGACAAAUGCGAGGAUUAUGAUUAUAAAAAUGACAAUUAUGGGGGCAAUAACAUUUUCGUAAAGAUUUUCAGCUUUUUAAAUAUUUAAGAAGUAUUGGUGAAACAUUAUAUAUGUAUUUUGAACGUUGAUAGUUUAUUUUAUUAAUCUACAUUUUUUUCAUGACCAUAUUGGAAAUAAGAGUGUAUACAGAGUAUUUAAAUAAUCUUAGAGCGCUGAGAAAUUCAUCCCGCAACAGAGAUAAUUAAAAUUAAUGUUUAAAUACAAUGCAAAAGUCGAAUGUGUGUUUAUUGCAUCAUGAAAGUUGCGUGAUGAGCUACUUCACUGUGAUUCUUUCAAUAAAUUAUGGUUUUAAAAGAUAUUUACAUUAAUUUUUCGAAUAAUUAAAAUAAAUACUGAUAUCAAACAAGUACUUCAUCAGUAUGAAUCACAUAAUGUAAAUAAAUCUAAUGUUUUUGAUUGCA
This is a messenger RNA of Homalodisca vitripennis (glassy-winged sharpshooter), 2668 nucleotides long. RefSeq lists its product as uncharacterized. The record is from RefSeq and is a predicted model, not a curated record. Bases 18 to 2294 code for a protein of 758 amino acids. The transcript is spliced from 19 exons. Lineage: Eukaryota; Metazoa; Arthropoda; Insecta; Hemiptera; Cicadellidae.